CAAUUUAGUUUAUGAAUAUAUUGUCAUUUAUUCAUCUCACAUGUUUGACCCCAUUUGACCAGUUGGAAGUGCGGAAGUAGUUCUGGAGAUUUCCGAUAGGCGAGACGUGGGCGAGACUUGGCAACUUGGAAAUUUUGAGGAAGCUGUUUUAAGACACAAUGGCUGAAAAGCCGCCUCCUGAGCCAAAUAAGUCUGUGGACCUGAGGGUAGCCAAGACCACCACUACCACCACCCCCACAGAUACGACACCGAGACCGAUGGCCUUAUUAUGACCGCGAUGGCUAGCAACAUUCAGCAAGGGAUGCCACCCAUAGCAGUUCAGCAGUUCAAUCCAUACAUUCAUCAAUUUCGACAACAGCACUUUCACCAUGGCAGUGCCAACAUCUUCAACAUCACGAACAGCCACAACGUCCAGAUUGGUCGCACCAACAUCAUGAACUUCGGCCGGCAGCAUAUGCCAGGUUGCGACGAUAAUUUCCAGCAGUGAAGAUGAAGAAGUGGACGCACUUGAAGAUGAACGGAUUAUGGAAUUGAGAAGGUGUGAGAGAGAGAUCAGCAAUGAGGAACUGCUAAAUAUUGCUCGUCACGUUGGCCUGGGAUGGAGACGGCUUGUUCGGUUCAUCGGCUUGCAGGACUACGAUGUUGAUGAGCUGUAUGAGGAAUACAGCUCGCGGGGGCUGGAGGAAGUCAUAUAUCAGCUGUUGAGGCGCUGGCGGAGCGAGAAUACCAACCCCACUGUAGCUGAGAUGUUGUACCAAGUACAGCGCUCAGACAUGUAUCAUCUGGCAGAGUAUCUGAAGACUGAUUCUGAGCUGGAAAAAUAAUGACCUUAGUGCCUGCAGGGAGGAAUGUCUGACAUCUUGUGUGGAGGAAUGUCUGACGUCUUGUGUGUGGGAAUGUGUGAUGUCUUGUGUGAAGGAAUGUCUGAUGUCUUGUGUGAAGGUAAAAGUGUCUGAUGUCUUGCGUGAACCGGUAAAAGUGUUCCUGUGAAGUACUGUGUACUGUUAGGAUUGGUGGGGGUUAGGGGUUGAUCCAAGAUCAGUUUACAUGGUGAAAGUGUGACCACGAACCCUGUAUGACAGGGUCAGAGGAUGGGUGUAUCCAUGUCCAUGUACCCAGUUAUAGGGCCUGAGGAAGGGGGGUGGGAGUGUAUCCAUGUGCCCUGUUACAG
Molecule: messenger RNA, 1171 nt
Organism: Haliotis rubra (blacklip abalone)
Lineage: Eukaryota; Metazoa; Mollusca; Gastropoda; Lepetellida; Haliotidae
Product: tumor necrosis factor receptor type 1-associated DEATH domain protein-like
Exons: 5
Coding region: 525-824 (99 amino acids)
Biological process (GO): signal transduction
Molecular function (GO): protein binding
Source: RefSeq, a predicted model, not a curated record